Huiozyma naganishii CBS 8797 is the source of this 960-nucleotide messenger RNA. RefSeq names its product replication factor C subunit 4 (gene RFC4). Gene Ontology annotation, cellular component: nucleus; Elg1 RFC-like complex; DNA replication factor C complex. Gene Ontology annotation, biological process: DNA-templated DNA replication; DNA repair. Gene Ontology annotation, molecular function: DNA clamp loader activity; DNA binding; ATP hydrolysis activity. The record is from RefSeq and is a predicted model, not a curated record. The transcript has a single exon. The coding region runs from base 1 to 960 and encodes 319 amino acids. Lineage: Eukaryota; Fungi; Ascomycota; Saccharomycetes; Saccharomycetales; Saccharomycetaceae.
AUGUCACUAAAGUUGGAACUUCCCUGGGUGGAGAAGUAUAGACCGCACAAACUUGAUGACAUUGUCGGGAACGAGGACACUAUCGAGCGGUUGAAGGAGAUCGUGAAGGAUGGGAACAUGCCACAUAUGAUUAUUUCUGGGCUGCCCGGUAUAGGUAAAACGACAUCAAUUCAGUGUCUUGCUAACGAAAUGCUUGGCGAGAAGCUUCUCGGGUCUGCUGUCUUGGAGCUGAACGCUUCAGACGACAGAGGUAUUGACGUGGUAAGGAAUCAGAUCAAACAUUUUGCACAAGUUAAGUGCCAUUUACCACCAGGGAAGCAUAAGAUUGUUAUCCUGGACGAGGCAGACUCGAUGACCUCAGGUGCACAACAGGCUCUGCGGAGAACUAUGGAAUUGUACUCGAAUACGACAAGAUUCGCGUUUGCGUGCAAUCAAUCUAAUAAGAUUAUCGAACCCCUACAGAGUAGAUGUGCUAUCUUGCGUUACUCUAAAUUGAAUGACGAACAAGUUCUAAAAAGGUUGCUACAGAUUAUCAAGCUAGAGGACGUCCAAUAUACGAACGAUGGUCUCGAAGCUAUAAUAUUUACUGCAGAAGGUGACAUGAGACAGGCGAUUAAUAAUUUACAAAGUACGGCUGCGGGCCACGGUCUAGUCAACGGAGAUAAUGUGUUCCGGAUUGUCGACUCGCCCCAUCCGCUGAUAGUCAAAAAAAUGCUUCUGGCUGAGCAAUUCGACGACGCUUUGGCAAUUUUAAAGAAAGAACUGUGGGAUAAAGGUUACUCAGCUGUGGACAUUGUGACAACCUGCUUCAGAGUGACCAAGUCACUGUUCCAAGUGAAGGAGGCCAAAAGGCUGGAAAUGAUGAAGGAAAUUGGGAUCACCCACAUGAGAAUAUUAGAAGGGGUAGGUACAUAUUUGCAAUUGGCUGCAAUGGUAGCCAGAAUUCAUAAACUGGUGUAA